AUGCGAUGCGCGAGCAAGGCCGCCGAGAGCGCGUCCGCACGUCUCUGUGCGGACGCCGAAGCAGAAAUCGCAGCAAGUGAUGUCUCAUCAGUUGCUGAAGCGACCCAGCCUGUGUCACUUGGUGAUGCAGGCGCUGGUCAUGAAGACACUCAUGUCUUCACAGAGUAUGAGCUCGGUGUCUCAUACUCUCCUGAUACGGAAGACGGAUCCGUAUCGAAGGCGGUUGAAUCCAAGCCUCCUGCCAAGCGUGGCAUGGAUGAUGCUAUGCGUCGUAGCAUCUUUGGUUCAUCUGAUGAAUCAGAUGAACCAUCGCCGAAGCGAAGGCGCUCGAGGUCGCGAGACUCGGGCGCUAAUAGUGGUGUCGGUUCUCCUAUGGACACCGCUUCGCAACGAGGUGCCAGUCCUUCUGUCGGCACGUCGCAGGAAGAGCGGGACCAGUGUGUUGCGUCUCGCUCCCGAAAAGAAGGCAUGGAUGCCUCCAAAAUCCGUCAUGGAUCACUUGUCGGCGACGACGAGUGA
Molecule: messenger RNA, 519 nt
Organism: Peronospora matthiolae
Lineage: Eukaryota; Oomycota; Peronosporomycetes; Peronosporales; Peronosporaceae
Source: the annotation of a GenBank genome assembly